AUGAUCUCCUCAGAUUCUAUUCUUCCCUGGGCACAAUCGCCUCCGCGGUGUCCUACACAGCAGAGGCCGGUUCGCAGUUCCUUCGACCCUGCUGUUGUUGGGGGCUACAUGUGCAUCAUGUUUUGUGGGCCGCCCGAGGCUUUGUCGCAGACCGGAAAGGUGCUGGAGGCCCUGCGUGCUAAAGCCUCUGCAAAGUCAAAGGGCCAAGGUUUAGCCAAGGUGCCAAAGCUGGGUCAUGUCAAAGAUGCAGAAGAAGGUACUCGUAGACACAGCGCAGGCAAAGACUCUCGUGACGAGCUUCGGGGACAAGACGUGAAGUUCAUUUCCGAGCAACAGGCAGAGCGAAAUCGUAAUGCGCCGAGCUCGACCAUGCUGUCCACCACUGUCAUGUACGAACAGCGUGCAGACAAAAAGGAAGAAGGCCUCUAUGAAGGCUGCUACAUUUCACUUCUGGGUAAGCAGCAGCCGACGACGAACCUUGGGGGCAUCACGCCGCCAAGCUUCUCCAUUAACUGUGCAUCUGCCGCCCACCAGGGCAAAGAGCGAGACGCGAAGGAUGCGAAGGGCAAGAACGAUCGUGAGAAGACGAAGGAGCACAGAGAUAAUUUGAGUCUGAAGCCUGCAGUGAUUUGGGGUCUGCGUGAGUGA
Messenger RNA from Symbiodinium sp. CCMP2592, 648 nucleotides. NCBI's taxonomy places the organism in Eukaryota, Dinophyceae, Suessiales, Symbiodiniaceae. The record is from the annotation of a GenBank genome assembly.